AUGUCCAGAAUAGCGGCUCGGCUCCGUAAUCUGGUGGUGAGGCACAGAACGGUUAUUGAAAACCGCAAGACUGAUAAUACUUCGAAGCGCACCAAGGACAGUGCCUGGGAGAAGCUGACCGUGGAAUACAACAGCCAACCAGGUAUUCGUCGCGUCACAGUGAUGCAGCAGCGGAAGCUGUGGGACAAUGAAAAAUCCCAAUGUAUAAAGAAAGAUUCUGAAGAAAAGCGGGAUUUGUACGCAACAGAGGGUGGGCCACCUACCUGCCGGCCAAUGAGCUCAUCAUUGGCGCUUGUCGCGGCUGCCUCGCACAUUGGGACACGGCUCCCAAACCCCUACGACCGCGACGGAGCCCAUAUGAGCCAGCCCGUGCUGUCGCUACCAUCCGCGCGUACCUUCGAAGUUAUGGUGACAGGCAAUCAAGGCAGCAUGGACGAGUGGCUUGAAGGCAGAAUUGGCAGGAGCUACUACAAGAGCCCCUUUGUAGGAAACAAACAGCCUGCAGAGCUGUCCCCAUUUUAUGCAUUGAAGCACUUCCCGGGCAUUGUAUCGCCAUUUACGGAAGCACUGCAAGAGAUGGCGAGGAGUGAGGCAGAUUUAAUCAGCAUUGAAGCAGAACAAGAAGCCAGGCGGGUUUCACAGCUCGAAAAAAUUAUCCAGCUGCUUCCAGCACCUUGCAACGCCUUGCAUGUGCUGCAGAUAUCAGGCACCUACCCGAAGCUAAGUGUAGCAGCAAAGGAUUACGUACAACUCAUGACGCAAGAGCAGAAGGAGUUUUAUCAGACAAAUAUUGUCUGUGAGUCACUGUCAGACCUAUGUGUGGCCACCAUGGGCCAGUCAAGCUGUCUAAGGUGGCACAAAGAAAAGAAGUUUCGCAUAAGCAGUACCACUAGCCACACAAUACUCCAUGCCCGACGGAGCCCUGAGGAGGUUGCCAGGGCCAUCCUGAACUCAAGGCCAUUUUCUACAGAGGCCACGGCUUAUGGACUCCGUACAGAACCCCUGGCUCGGAUGGAGUUUGAGCGUCAACUAGGUGUUGAAGUUGUGGAGAUGGGUUUGCUCAUACACCCGGAUCAGCCUUGGCUGUGUGGCAGCCCUGAUGGCAUGUUCUACCUGUCUGGGGAAACAUGCCUUUUGGAAAUCAAGUGUCCCCACAAGUGUAAAGAAGCAGACAUGUUCGACAGCUCGGGAGAGAGCAUCCUAGACUACAUCCAGGGAACAGGCAGCAACCGAAGACUGAAGACGACGCACAGAUAUUUCACUCAAGUACAGAUAUUACUGUACUUGUUGAAUGUACAAAAGUGUUAUUUUUUUGUAUAUUCUAGCAGGCAAAAUGUCAUUAUUGAAGUCAGCAGGGAUGAUGCCUUUCUUUACGAGAGCAUCCCAGCCCUUGAAAGAUUUUAUUUUACUUACCUUCUGCCUGCUGCAGCUGCAGCAAAAUAA
Dermacentor silvarum is the source of this 1443-nucleotide messenger RNA. RefSeq lists its product as uncharacterized. Lineage: Eukaryota; Metazoa; Arthropoda; Arachnida; Ixodida; Ixodidae. The record is from RefSeq and is a predicted model, not a curated record.